Messenger RNA from Sinocyclocheilus anshuiensis, 549 nucleotides. RefSeq names its product type III endosome membrane protein TEMP-like. The transcript has 2 exons. Bases 4 to 549 code for a protein of 181 amino acids. Lineage: Eukaryota; Metazoa; Chordata; Actinopteri; Cypriniformes; Cyprinidae. The record is from RefSeq and is a predicted model, not a curated record.
AUCAUGGGAAACAUACACCACAGAGUUAAUAUGGUUCUGAUCGCAUUGGUUAUGGCAAUGUCUGCACAUGAAUUUCUCACUCCUCAAGAAAACCAAUCAACUUCUUCAUCAGAACUUCCAAUGAAUAGUACUUCAGAUGGACAAAACGACUCACCGGGAAGAGCUGAAGCCCACUCUGCCUGGCCCAUUGUGCUCGGUGCGUUGACAGCAGUGCUUUCCAUCGGCCUCCUGAUAGCACUGGCCGUGAGGUACCGCUUCUUCCGAUGGUGCCUGACCAGAAACAGUCCCGCUUUAUUACUGGAGGGAGAAACGGCCAGUCAGUUCAGCCAAGCUGGAGAUCUGGAGAGAGAGAUCCCAGUGCAUGGCAUGAGGGGCAGAAUGAUCCGGAGGGGAGAAAGUUCAGAUGAUGAUGAUGAUGAUGGCUUCAUCGAGGAUAACUACAUCCAGGCAAACGAGAGAGAGAAAGCAGAGGAAGAGGAAAUCCAGCAGGAAGAUACUGAAGACAGUGAUGAUGAACUGGUCAUUCCAGACACUAUAUACGCGAACUGA